Pedinophyceae sp. YPF-701 is the source of this 336-nucleotide messenger RNA. Lineage: Eukaryota; Viridiplantae; Chlorophyta; Pedinophyceae. The record is from the annotation of a GenBank genome assembly.
AUGAUAGUCAGGGUGGGGUGCAGCUGCGGGGAGUGUCCUGAGUGGACGAUCAUCGAGAUGCAGGGGGAGCUGGACGUCACGAUGCCGGAGGCGUGCGCGGAGGGCUUCGACGUGGGGAAGAUUUGCGUCAAGGGCGGCGGCAAGGUCCAGCUCACGAUCGGGCACCACCGGCUCGAAGGCUCUGUGGUGCAACUGCCCAAGCCACUACUCGUGAUGGCGCAGGUGCUGGCGCAGCAGGGCGGCGCAACGGAGUACGACGCGGUGGGCGUCGUGCGGCAAAAAGUCGUGUUCAAGGACCGCCCUUUCGCACUGAUCUCGGCGCCGGCAGCGCGGUAG